UGCCGUGCUCCGCGCCGCCUGUCCCCUCCCCGGGGGCGGUUCCGCCUCUGAGCGGCGGAGCUUCAUAUCGGCGGAGCUUCAUACCGGCGGGUCGCCGCUGCUCGGUGCUGCCAUGGGCCGGGUCCGCUCCGCUCCGCCGCCAUGAGCCGCCGCCCGCUGUGCCAGCCCGGCCCCAACGGCACGGAACCCAUGCGGCCGCGGGGUAACGGCACCGUGCGUUCGGCGGAGGGCUGCGGCGCCGUGUCGGUGGCGUUCCCGCUGACCAUGAUGAUCACGGGCAUCGUGGGCAACGCGCUGGCCAUGCUGCUGGUGUCCCGCAGCUACCGCGCCAAGGAGAACCGGCGCAAGCGCUCGUUCCUGCUGUGCAUCGGCUCGUUGGCGCUCACCGACCUGACCGGGCAGCUGCUCACCAGCCCCAUCGUCAUCGCCGUGUACCUGUCCGACCGCGUCUGGGUCAACGUCGACCCCUCGGGCCGCCUCUGCACCUUCUUCGGCUUCAGCAUGACCGUGUUCGGGCUCUGCCCGCUCUUCAUCGCCAGCGUCAUGGCCGCGGAGCGCACUCUGGCCAUCCGCGCCCCGCACUGCUACGCCAGCCACAUGAAGACGCGUGUGACCAAGGCCGUGCUGCUGGGCAUCGUGCUGGCCGUGCCCGCCUUCGCCCUGCUGCCCGUGGCCGGGCUGGGCCGCUACGCGCUGCAGUGGCCCGGCACGUGGUGCUUCAUCAGCACCGAAGGGCACCGGCCCGGCAGCGUGCUCUUCGCCUCCGCCUUCGCGGGGCUGGGGCUCUUCUCGCUGCUGGUGACCGUGGCGUGUAACCUGGCCACCAUCGAGGCCCUGGUGUCCCGCUGCAGGAGCAAGGCAGCCGCCUCGCGCUCCAGCAAGCAGUGGGGGCGGAUCGCCACCGAGACGCUGCUCCAGCUGCUGGGGAUCAUGUGCGUCCUGUCGGCGUGCUGGUCUCCGCUGCUGGUAACGAUGCUGAAGAUGAUCUUCAGCCACACAUCCUUUGAGUCAUGCAAGGGCUUCUCUGCAGAAACCCAAAGCUCAGAGCUCUACAAGGAGUGCAAUUUCUUCUUGACAGCUGUGCGCUUGGCCUCCCUCAACCAGAUCCUGGACCCGUGGGUUUAUCUGCUGCUCAGAAAGAUCCUGCUCCAGAAGUUCUGCCAGGCAGCCAGCGCUGUCUCCAAGUGCUCCAACAACGAGUGGAAGGAGAGAUCCAUCACGUUGUCAGAUGAAAUCCGACGGACAGCAGCAUGAUGGAGCGCAGAUCUGCCUGCAUGGAGACUGUGUUGGCCAACAAAUGGCUUUAUGUCUUACUGUGAAUUGGGCAUCUGCCGCGUGCUCACAUCUCUGUAAACAGCUGAAAGCGGCAGUGCUGAGCAGCCUUAGAGUGCCAAGUAAGUGCUUAUCCAAUGUGCCAAAAAUCCUCCAUUGCAGACAAACGGAUUGGUUUUCAUAGAGUCAUAGAAUCAUAGAAUGGCCUGGGUUGAAAAGGACCACAAUGAUCAUCUGGUUUGAACCUCCUGCUGUGUGCAGGGUCACCAGCCACCAGCCCAGGCUGCCCAGAGCCACAUCCAGCCUGGAUGGUGCUGAGUUCUGUUGUUACUGCAAUUCCCAGCAGAGCUGCAGAAUACGACUUGUUGUCUGCCUGAGUGGAGCUUGGAGGGGCCUUUUGGUUUUGUGUUAAGGUUGGAAAAGGUGAUUUUCCUAUCGGGACACUUGGAACAGAUUGAACAGAUUAAUUAUGGAAGAGAUCCCCUCCUAUGUGUAACCUUAACAAUUAGAUUAUCUGCUUCAGAGAGUCUCUUGUCCUCGUUUUUCCGGAUGGACAAGGAGAGAAAAUGGCAGACAGCACAUUAAGAUGAAACGAGGAGUUUUGAUUUGGAUUUCCAUGGCUUUGAGCAGAAGGUUGAGUUGUAGCAGUGAUGGUGGAUCAUUCCCUUUUGAGAAUGAAGGAAGCUGCACCUGGUGACAUGCAUGGUCCUGCUGGAUGCGGGUUCUGUGUGGAUGCUGGAGUCACUCAGUGCAGGGCAGGCAGCAGCAGUGGGGAAGCUGUGCUGCUUUGCCUUCUUUUUGAUAGCAGCCUGUGAAGCUCCCACACAUCACACAGGUUGCUGAUAGCAGAGCAGACUAUAAAACUACUUUGCACAGAUGGAGAGAGUGAUAAACAGGUUGUAAGAGGUGGUGAGCGUUCAUCUUGCUGUAGAUUAGCAGCAAAGGUUUACAGAGGCAAAGAGGCAGCUUUUAUAUGGGUGGUUUUGUUUGGAGAUGUGCUCAUCCAGGGACAAAACAGACGUCAUCUGUUUCAGCAGAAUCUGAAGCUUCUACAUUAUUGAGCUGCCCUAUGGGGUGGGACAGGAGGGCGACUCCCUUCAUUCUUUCUCUCUUUCUUCUUUCCUCCAUGAAAACAAACAUCAAGGAUGUGGCAGCUUUGGGAAUUCUGAAAAAUGAAGCAGACUGGAAGAGCUGGGGACAAGGCUGUGCGUUAUGGAGCCUUUCCUCCAGCCAUUGUUCAGGUUUGAGUAGAAAAGCGAAUCCUCACCCAUUUGUCAGAACACCUGAGGCUCGUUUUCACAAGGACUGCAUUUCUCCCCAUUUUCUUUGCCUUUUUUGUAGAUGAUGGUCCAUAAUGUCUCCUGUCUAAUGGCCUCCUAGGCAAAAUUACAUGCAAUUACUGUAUAUCAGCUACUCGUCCACCGUGUGCUGUGUGCCAUGUCAUACUGAAUUCAGGGGGCCUUAAUGGCAAGUGUAAUCCUGCAUCGGCUGGGAAUCUCUGAUACAGAGCCUUGAUUUUUGCUUCUCUGCCUUUGCUUGUAAAAGUACUCAAAAAAGAAACCUCUUUUCCUGUUCUGCUGUGAUGCUGUCUGGUUGCUAUCACCACAUCAGGCAGCAAUACCUCAUCUGAGGGCAGAACCGCCAUCUACAGAGGUCUGCUUUUGUGUGGAUGGGUGUUGGAGUGCAGCUGGAAGCUGAAGUUCUGCUUUCCCCCGGAUCCAGCCUAGAGCUGAGCUGGGCACCUGGCUGCAGUGCUGCCAUGGGGCAGGAGGAGGCUCAGGGCUGCUCAGUGAUGCCCAGCAAUGCUCAGCACUGCUCACUGCUGGUGGGCACCUGUGUGCUCCUCACAGCUGGGAGCGUGGCAUGGGGCACAGCUGGAAGCAGCAGCUGCCCCGGGGCUCUGGGAAGUGCCUCUCAGCAGUCCCAAGUUUUUAAGAGCUCUGUUGUGAUCUACAGGCCUGAUCUUGUGUCCAGAGGAUUGCUGUUGUUCAGGCUGCGUGCACAGCGAGCCCGGUGCCUGCACAGUGUGUCAGGAUGACCACAGGAAUGGGGCUGAGCCGCUGGUGAGCCACAGGGCCGGAGUGUGGGUCCACUGGGGCUGCACGUGGUCAGCUGAAGGGUGACUCAUGGCCUCCUCUAUCAGCCCCUCUGCAGCCGCAACAGGAAAAUGCUGUUCUUUCCUUUGACACAGAAGUGUAAAGUGUGUGGCAGUGGUUAAAUGCACGAGGGCUUGUAAUAAGCGAGUCGUGGAUGGUUUCAGCUUUCCCUUAACAUAGCUCUGCUGCUCCGUGCCUUUCCAUAGUGAAGCAGGAUGCAUCUGAGUGUGGGCAAAGGCCAUUCUCUUGGUCCCUGUGUGUGCUAACACUGAGAAUCUACUCUAAAUAACAGAAAAUGGAUGAGGAUGCAUGCUUGCUUUGUUUGCAGCCAAGGAGUGGGAGCAGUGUUUGUCACCAUGCUGGCCACAACAUGACAUGGUGGGGGAACGUCCUUUCAGAGAUGUUAUUCAAAAAGCUUGAGCAGAAAUUGAAGCUUUUCCUUCCCAACACUCGUUUGAGUGGCAAGGUGCAUUUUUGUUGCAUUUCUUUAAAGGUGCCUUUCUAUGUGAUGUAUGUAAAUUCCUCUAUGGAAGCAUUCCUAGUGCCCAUUUCAAUACGUUGUACUUCUGUCAGACUGUAUGGAAGCAGUGAAUGGAAAAACUAUUUUGAGAUCAUUUGCCCUAAAUACAAGCUUGUUUGUGUACCAACUCAAUGUGCAUCGUGUCUGUUGGAAUAAAAGUGCAGUAGAAUACCUGG
This is a messenger RNA of Coturnix japonica (Japanese quail), 4064 nucleotides long. RefSeq names its product prostaglandin E receptor 3 (gene PTGER3). Gene Ontology annotation, biological process: intestine smooth muscle contraction; phospholipase C-activating G protein-coupled receptor signaling pathway; positive regulation of cytosolic calcium ion concentration. The record is from RefSeq and is a predicted model, not a curated record. Lineage: Eukaryota; Metazoa; Chordata; Aves; Galliformes; Phasianidae. Gene Ontology annotation, molecular function: prostaglandin E receptor activity. Gene Ontology annotation, cellular component: plasma membrane.